This is a messenger RNA of Phytophthora infestans T30-4, 1243 nucleotides long. RefSeq names its product dual specificity phosphatase, putative. The record is from RefSeq and is a predicted model, not a curated record. Gene Ontology annotation, cellular component: cytoplasm. Gene Ontology annotation, biological process: protein dephosphorylation. The transcript has 2 exons. Gene Ontology annotation, molecular function: protein tyrosine/serine/threonine phosphatase activity. The coding region runs from base 80 to 1243 and encodes 387 amino acids. Lineage: Eukaryota; Oomycota; Peronosporomycetes; Peronosporales; Peronosporaceae.
GGCGUUGUUGCUGACUGUUGGUCGGAACGAGUUCGAUAGAUACGCUCAUAACAUGAUGCACGACGAGCAACAAUCGUACAUGAAGAAGUUGCAGAAGCCGUUCGAUGCUGCGGCCAGUGGUGUCUCUACGUGCCCCACCGGCUCAAACCGCUCGGCCGAACCUGUGGCCGAAGCUGAGGUUGAGUCCUCGUCGCUGUCGCUCAGCUCUUCAUGCCUCUCGUUCGCCUCACGAAGGCUGCGACGAAGACGUCUUCGCAAUUUGCACGCACGGGUGCCGCUGGUCUCGGUCACGUCGCUCUUCAACCGUUUGCAGACUUCGGGUGUUGUGCUCGUAGACUGUCGUAAAGGUGCCGAUUACUCGGCCGGUCACCUCCCAGGCGCGCUGCAUUGCCCGCCGCUAUACACGGGAUCGCAUCUGUCGGCGUUGAGCUGUGCUGGGCAAGUGGCCAAGACGGUGGACGACGUAUUGGAGCACUCGGAGAACGCUAAGCUACGAGGGAAGCUCGAAAGGAGAGACCUCAUGGAGGUCGUAGUUAUCGGCGGUAACCACACGGGCGCGUCGUUCCUCUACAAGAUGGACUGGGGCUACCGUUUCGCCAAGAUGCUGGUGGAAGAGGGUCGUGUCUUCUCCGUUCGGUUCCUGGCUCAAGGCUUCCCAACUUUCGCCAAGAAAUACAACUUCAUGUUGGUUCCAAGUUCGGCGAUGCAGUUCCCUAAUGAAAUCGUGGAUGGAUUUCUCUAUCUUGGCAACUUUUGGCAAGCCAAUUCCGCUGAGGUCAUUGACGCCUUACAAAUCACUCAUGUGGUUAAUAUGGGUGCAAUCACUGACCACCGUAAUACGUUCGAGCACGUGGAAUACCUCGAUGUUGCCAUCAAGGACAACGUGGACGUCGAUAUCGCGCAAGAGUUCGGUCCAACUAUUGAGUUUAUCCAGAAGGCAGCGGCACAGAACGGACGCGUGCUUAUCCACUGCGUGCAAGGCGUCUCACGCUCGUCCACGAUCUGUAUCUGGUACGUCAUGCUCGACACCAAGUGCACUCUGUCGGCUGCCUAUAGCCACGUGCUCAAGUGUCGCCCCCUGAUUUUUCCUAAUCGAGGAUUUAUGGCGCAAUUAAUUGCCAAUGAGCGAGAACUUUACGGAGACCAGAGCGUCAUGGAGGACGAACUGGAAUUACUGCAAAACGGUCUACUACCGCCCAUCGAUCGCAGCGGCUCUGUGCUGUGCGAGACCUUCCUUCCCUAG